Molecule: messenger RNA, 444 nt
Organism: Haemonchus placei
Lineage: Eukaryota; Metazoa; Nematoda; Chromadorea; Rhabditida; Trichostrongylidae
Source: the annotation of a GenBank genome assembly
AUGCAUUCGUCCUUGAUAGGAACCGAUCAACUACAGUACUCCUUGGAUCCGGCCGAACUGCAAUCGUUUGCAGCUCAAGUCGCCAAAUCAUCAGCCCACUUAGAAUCGCUCAACAUAACCCAUCGAGACCUCGCCGCCCGUAAUAUUCUGGUCGGUGAGAACAAGCAGUUGAAAAUCAGCGACUUUGGCAUGUCACGACUGGGGGUCUACGUGAAAAUGAGCAAAGGAGUGAUUCCACUGCGAUGGCUGAGUCCGGAAGCGAUUCGAGAUAAUAUUUAUUCGACAAAAAGUGAUGUUUGGGCUUACGGUAUCGUGCUAUGGGAGAUAGUGACACUGGGAGGAUUUCCGUAUCCGACAGUGUGCGACAAAGACAUGCUACAAUAUUUGCUAGAUGGAAACCGAUUAGAAAAGCCGAUCAGCUGUUCCGAUGAAAUGUAUGGGUAG